Molecule: messenger RNA, 2624 nt
Organism: Neopsephotus bourkii (Bourke's parrot)
Lineage: Eukaryota; Metazoa; Chordata; Aves; Psittaciformes; Psittacidae
Product: ninein-like protein
Exons: 15
Coding region: 93-1751 (552 amino acids)
Biological process (GO): microtubule anchoring at centrosome
Cellular component (GO): centrosome
Source: RefSeq, a predicted model, not a curated record
AGCGAGAUCAGCGCGUGCGCAAGGCACGUGAGGAGCUACCUGAGGAGCAGGUGAGCCUGGCAGAGCUGCCUGCAGCGCUGGACAACACACUCAUGGUUUCCAGGAGUGGGCUUCAGUGUGCAGCUCUCAUGUCCUACAGAUACAAACUGCAGUGCCUCAAGAUCCAGGUGAGGCAGGUUGCCAGGGAGAGGGACAAGGCAAGGCUGGACUUGGAGAAAGUGGAGAGACGGUGCCUGCAGCUUGGCAGGGAGCUGGAUGAGCAGUACAUUGCUCUUGAGCACACCCAGAGCAAGCUCAGGGAUUUUCAGGCAAAAACAGAGGCUAAAGACCUGCUUUUGCAGCAAGCAGUCAGUCACCAAGCAAAGCUGGAGGCUGAUAUACAGCUCUUCCGGGGUGAAGAGGCCAGCUGGCAAGGGAAACUGAACCACACCAUGAAGGAGAACAUAGAGCUGCAAUACAAGGUGACGGAGAUGGCUGAGAAACUGGAAGCCUCUGAGAAGCUGGUGCUGGAGUUGCAGAAACAACUCAACUUUGUUGUGAAAGACAAGCUGGGCCAGGUGGAGUCCCACAGUCCAGAGCUCCUGAACCAGAGUGAAUGCUUCGCAGAGAUUGUCCUGGAGUACGAGCGGCAGUGCCAGGUGCUGUGGGACCAGAAUGGAUUGCUGCGAAGGCAGCUGGAAAGGCUGUAUCUCCAACUACAGGAGAGCAGGGCUGAGAGAGAGCUACCAGCAGGAGGCCUGUCCUCACAGGACUCCUCUCCUGUGGGCCACCAUCCCAGCCCUCUGCAUCCUGCUUCUGUGUGCACAGAGACAUCACUCUCAAUGGAGCAGCUCCAAGAGCAGAUGCGGGACCUGAAGGUGCAGCUGGAAAUGAAGGGAAGACCUGUGCUGGCUGCUGGAGGAGAACAGUGUGCUGAAAAGUCAACUUGGGAGACUUCAGCAAGAGCUGAGGCUGGCAAAGGAGGGCAGCGAACACAAUGGGGUGAGAAGAGCAGCAGGGAGAUCUCCCAGCAGAAUGUAAGGAUGUGUCAACUGGGCCGUGAAGUCACUGAACACCAGGCUGGCCGUCGUGCUGGCCCUGACACCAUCCCAUUGUGGAGCCAGAGGCUUGCAGAGGCUGAGCGGCUACGAGGUGCAGAAAUGGCUGCAAGGCUGGAGCACCACCAGCAGCAUGCAGCAUGUUGGAUGGAGAUGGAGUUGCUUCAACAGCAGCUCAAAGCCUCGCAGGAGAAGCUUUUAGAAGCCAAAGCAAGCCUGAGCCUGGCUCAGACUCAGCACACUCUGCAGUUGCAGCAGGUCAAAGCCCAGAUGAACAACAUGGUGCCAAAGAAACAUUUUGAGGAGCUGCAAACCAGCUUGAGAGCAGAGCAAUGCAAGGCUCAGCAGCUCCAGGAAAACCUCCACCAGCAGGCUGAGCAGACAUGCAGGCAGCUGCUCAGGACUCAGGAGGAACACGAGCGUCUGCUGCAGGCAGCUAUGGAUCAGGCAGAGGCAAUGGAGCACAACCUCAGGAGUACUGAAGCUGUGCUGGCAGAGAGAGCAGCUCAGCUUAAAGAUGCCCAGGCCCAACUCUCCAGGAACAGACUGCUGAUCGAAGACCUCCGUGACGAGAACAGGGGGGUUGCAAUGGCCCUGCAGGCAGCUGAGCUGAAGCAGAAGAGCACUGAGGAGAAGAACCAGCUGUUGGAGGAGCAAGCCUCAGCUCUGAAGCAGCUCAUUGGAAAAAUCACACCAGCAUCUUUGAGUGGGUGAUAGGGUGUGUGCUGUGGCAGCCUUGCCCCUGGUCCUGGCCAGGGUUUGUCAGCUUCUCUUGGGCUCUAGGAGACUCUGGCCCUCCUAAAGCCUGAGCCUAGGACCAAAACCAACCUGAUGCCAGAUUGUUGCCUCUGCGGUGAACAGAUCAGAAGGGCUGAGGGAAAAGCCUUCUUUCAGUUUGAACCUUCGAGGCUCAGGGCAGGACUGGUGACCCAUCAUCAGGAGCCCUGCCCUUCUUCAAAGGAUACCAGGAGACAUGGAUCGUGGUACCAUCAUCGAUCUCAAACUCUCCAUAGUCUUUUAAACACCGCACCUGCAAAGCAGAAAUGCAGCUCUCGGAUCAUCAGAUCUCCCACAGAAAACACCAGACAUCACUGCUGACUUAAAACACAUGCCCCAGAACUGUAAGUAUGGACACAUUCCUAUCUGCCUGCUGGAUCCUCAACAUGGAGCAGAUCUGGAAAUGCACAACUGGACUGAUCCCAUACUCUAUAGACUCUCCCUGGCAUUCUCUUCCUGCCUCUACCUGGAUCAAGAAGCACCAGCGAGCCUAGUCCUCCAGAGACAAGAGGAAGAGAAGCACAAGAGACACAAUGUGGGAAGCAGCAGCAUUUCCAGAACUUCUCCACACACAUACCAGAAAAACUGUGAAACUCUUUAAGGAGUAGGUUUAUUGCCAGUACAUCUUCUUUCGAAGAGGACAUCAGAAUAGAGUACUUUAGCUACUGACUUUGAUGUUUCACAUGCUCUUACUUUGUUCUAUCAAUUGUAUAAAAAGACUUAUAGUUUUGUGUGUCAAAGUCCAUUUAAAAUAUCAAGGAAAACCAAUUAACAGUCCUUAGCAUGGGAACAAGGUUUCUAGUUGAUGUA